Oncorhynchus kisutch (coho salmon) is the source of this 5761-nucleotide messenger RNA. RefSeq names its product calcium-dependent secretion activator 1. The transcript is spliced from 32 exons. The coding region runs from base 568 to 4581 and encodes 1337 amino acids. Gene Ontology annotation, biological process: synaptic vesicle exocytosis; dense core granule exocytosis; positive regulation of exocytosis. The record is from RefSeq and is a predicted model, not a curated record. NCBI's taxonomy places the organism in Eukaryota, Metazoa, Chordata, Actinopteri, Salmoniformes, Salmonidae. Gene Ontology annotation, cellular component: glutamatergic synapse.
CCCACCCCCCGCUAUAAUUUGCUUUCUGAUUCAGAACGACGGUAAAUUCCCGGUACUUUCCAGUGGUAUCUUCCCAAUCCGCGCGUUGCUUAGCAGGAUGCGGCCAUCGAUAGUUUUCUAUUGACAAAUCGCAUCAGGAAAAUAAGUGAAAGUCGAUGGUUGUCCGUUCUUUCUAUCUUUCAUCCGACACCUUCCCGUUCUCAUAGAUAGCAUCCUAGCAAAUCCCCGACGGUGACUGGAGAGUUAAAACGCUGAAAGCGCGUAGCCUAAGCAACUACAAUUUUCUUUCGUUCGAAUUCAGUCACUUUUUGUGCGAACAGUUUGAGCUACUCUCGUUCAACAUCAGUCGCGCGCAUUCGUAAUUCCUCUCCUCAACUGACAUUUCCUGUUUUAAAUAUAGUUUAUCUGGAUUUUUUUCUACUUUUUUCCCCCACUGGCGUUGCCAACGCAACACAGAUAGCCUGUCUCUGAACGCAGUCGUUCUUCGAAAAAACCUCCUGUGGCACUGAGACACAUUGGUCUACGCUUUCUCCCCUGUCUAGAUAGUCUCCACACAAGACCAACAAUAUGUUGGACCCAUCUUCCAGUGAAGAGGAAGCGGAUGAGAUAGUGGAAGAAGAAGGCAAAGAGGUGAUGGCACCAAAGACCGGGGGAGCACGGGUGUCACCCAGCCGGACCACCGACAGUUCUGGUGGGCUCCAGCCCUCGAGCCGGGGAAGCAGCGCUUGUGCGUCCAACCCCAGCCCCUCGGCGGCCAGCGAGAAGGAGAAAGAUGAUCUGGAAAAGAUGCAGAGGGAGGAGGAAGAGCGAAAGAAGAGGCUCCAGCUCUAUGUCUUUGUGAUGCGCUGCAUUGCCUAUCCUUUUAAUGCCAAGCAACCCACCGACAUGGCAAGACGACAACAGAAGAUCAGUAAGCAGCAGUUACAGACAGUGAAGGAGCGUUUCCAGGCUUUCCUCAGUGGUGACACCCAGAUAGUGGCAGACGAGGCCUUCAUCAAUGCAGUCCAGAGCUACUAUGAUAUAUUCCUGAAGAGUGACCGUGUGUCCCGGAUGGUCCAGAGCGGAGGCUGCUCGGCCAGUGACUCGCGGGAGGUUUUCAAGAAGCACAUUGAGAAGCGUGUCCGUAGCCUGCCGGAGAUCGACGGCCUAAGUAAGGAGACAGUGCUCAGCUCCUGGAUGGCCAAGUUUGACACAAUCUACCGCGGAGAGGAUGACCCUAGGAAGCACCAGCAGCGGAUGACAGCCAGUGCAGCCUCAGAGCUCAUCCUCAGUAAGGACCAGCUCUACGAGAUGUUCCAGUCCAUCCUGGGCAUCAAGAAGUUUGAGCACCAGCUCCUCUACAACGCCUGCCAGCUUGAUAACCCAGACGAGCAGGCUGCACAGAUCAGGAGAGAACUGGACGGACGACUGCAGAUGGCUGAUCAGAUCGCCAGGGGCGGCAAGUUUCCCAAGUUUGUGUCCAAAGAGAUGGAGGCCAUGUUCAUAGAGGAGCUGAGAUCCUCAGUGAACCUGCUGAUGGCUAACCUGGAGAGCAUGCCCGUGUCCAAGGGAGGAGAGUUCAAACUGCAGAAGCUCAAACGAGGACACAACACCUCCAUCAUAGACAUGGGCCAGGAGGACGAGAACACGCUGUCCAAGUCUGAUGUGGUGCUCUCCUUCACUCUGGAGGUGGUGAUUGUGGAGGUUCAGGGGUUAAAGUCGCUGGCGCCCAAUCGGAUCGUCUACUGCACCAUGGAGGUGGAGGGGGGGCAUAAGCUCCAGACUGACCAGGCCGAGGCCUCCAAACCAACCUGGGGGACCCAGGGGGACUUCACCACCACACACCCCCUGCCUGCUGUCAAGGUGAAGUUGUUCACUGAGAGCACAGGAGUCCUGGCCCUGGAGGACAAAGAGCUUGGCAGGGUGGUACUCCAUCCGACCCCUAACAGUCCCAAACAGUCCGAACUACACAAGAUGUCCGUGUCCAAAGGCUGCCCUGACAGUGACCUGAAGAUCAAACUGGCCAUCCGCAUGGACAAGCCACAAAACAUGAAGCACUGUGGGUACCUAUGGGCUAUUGGUAAAAAUGUGUGGAAGAGAUGGAAGAAGAGAUUCUUUGUCUUGGUGCAGGUGAGCCAGUACACCUUUGCCAUGUGCAGCUACAGAGAGAAGAAGGCAGAGCCUGUGGAGCUGCUUCAACUGGACGGCUACACUGUAGACUACACCGACCCUCAGCCAGGUCUUGACGGUGGGAGGACCUUCUUCAAUGCAGUAAAGGAAGGUGACACUGUGAUCUUUGCCAGUGAUGACGAGCAGGACCGCAUCCUGUGGGUCCAGGCUAUGUACCGGGCCACGGGCCAGUCCCACAAGCCAAUCCCCCCCACCCAGGUCCAGAAACUCAACAACAGAGCAGGCUCCGCACCUCAGCUAGACGCACCCAUCUCCCAGUUCUACGCGGACCGGGCGCAGAAACAUGGCAUGGAUGAGUUCAUCUCAGCCAACCCCUGCAGCUUUGACCACUCCUCUCUGUUUGAGAUGGUGCAGCGCCUCACCCUGGACCACAGACUCAAUGACUCCUACUCCUGUUUGGGUUGGUUCAGUCCAGGCCAGGUGUUUGUCAUGGAUGAGUACUGUGCUCGUAAUGGUGUGCGGGGGUGUCACAGACACCUGUGUUACCUGGGUGACCUGCUGGAGAGAGCAGAGAACGGGGCUAUGAUUGACCCCACCCUGCUGCACUACAGCUUUGCCUUCUGUGCCUCACAUGUCCAUGGCAACAGGCCUGACGGGAUAGGGACGGUGACUGUGGAGGAGAAGGAACGCUUUGAGGAUAUCAAAGAGAGGCUGCGUGUUCUGCUGGAGAACCAGAUCACACACUUCAGGUACUGUUUUCCAUUUGGUCGACCGGAGGGGGCCCUGAAAGCCACUUUGUCCCUGCUUGAGAGGGUGCUGAUGAAGGAUAUUGUGACUCCUGUGCCCCAGGAGGAGGUGAAGACAGUCAUCCGUAAAUGUCUGGAGCAGGCAGCCUUGAUCAACUACCAGCGCCUCUCAGAAUACGCCAAAGUAGAAGCGGAGAAAACUCAGAAAGAUAAGAAAGAUCAUCAGGAUCAGGAUCCAGAGAAUGUAGGGCGCUUAGUCACCCCAGCCAAAAAGCUGGAGGACACCAUCCGCCUGGCCGAAUUGGUCAUCGAGGUUCUCCAACAGAAUGAGGAGCACCAUGCAGAGGCUACAGUCACAAGUACUGGAAAUCAGUCGGGCAAAGAGGCGUUUGCGUGGUGGUCUGACCUGAUGGUGGAGCACGCGGAGACCUUCCUGUCUCUGUAUGCGGUGGACAUGGACGCUGCUCUGGAGGUGCAGCCCCCUGACAGCUGGGACAGCUUCCCUCUCUUCCAGCUCCUCAAUGACUUCCUGAGGACCGACUAUAACCUGUGCAACGGGCAGUUCCAUAGACACCUGCAGGACCUGUACGCCCCCCUUGUGGUGCGAUAUGUGGACCUCAUGGAGUCAUCUAUCGCCCAGUCCAUCCACAGGGGCUUCGAGAGGGAGUCCUGGGAGCCUGUCAAGAGCCUAACAAGUAAUCUUCCUGAUUUGAGUCUACCAAAUGUCAAGCUCCAAAUGCCCAAAGUACCAAAUCUACCACCAGUUAGCCUUCUAACAAUGCCUAGCUUUUCUACACCCAACUGGAUGGCAGCUACAUGUGACUCAGAUAAUGGCUCGGGGACAUCCGAGGAUCUGUUCUGGAAGCUGGAUGCGCUGCAGACCUUCAUCAGAGAUCUGCACUGGCCUGAGGAGGAGUUUGGCAAACACCUGGAGAGCAGGCUCAAACUCAUGUCCAGCGACAUGAUUGAGUCCUGCGUCAAACGAACGAGGGUGGCCUUUGAGGCCAAGCUCCAGAAGAGCAGUCGGACCACAGACCUCCGUGUGCCUCAGUCCAUCUGCACCAUGUUCAACGUGAUGGUGGAUGCCAAGGCCCAGUCAGCCAAGCUGUGUGCCAUGGAGCUGGGACAGGAGUUUGUUAGAGAUUGGAGACAGUACCAUUCCCAAAUCGACGCUCUCAUAGAGGAGACUGUGAAGGAGAUGAUCACCUUACUGGUAGCAAAGUUUGUGGUCAUUCUAGAGAGUGUCCUAGCCAAACUGUCCAGAUACGACGAGGGCACUCUCUUCUCCUCCUUCCUCUCUUUCACAGUGAAAGCUGCAUCAAAGUAUGUGGAUGUACCUAAGCCUGGGAUGGACAUUGCAGACGGUUACGUGACCUUUGUGCGCCAUUCUCAGGACAUGCUGCGGGAUAAGGUCAAUGAGGAGGUGUAUGUAGAAAGGUUAUUUGCCCAAUGGUACACCAGCACCAUGAACCUCCUGGGUAUGUGGCUGACUGACCGGAUGGACCUACAGCUCCAUGUCUACCAACUCAAGAUCCUCAUCAGAGUAGUCAAGAAAAAGUACCGUGACUUCCGGCUGCAGGGCGUCCUGGACUCCACACUAAACAGUAAGAUGUAUGACACGGUGAGGAACAGACUGACCCUGGAGGAGGCCACGGCGUCGGUGAGGGAAGGAGGGAUGUCGGGCAUAUCCAUGAAGGACAGUGAUGAAGACGACGAUGAUGACUAGAUCAACAUCACCUGAUGGAGCCUGCGAAUCAAUGCAUGUACCAACUUUGUUAACCACUGGACCAAUCUUAUAGGGUUAUUAUUUUCCACUGUCAGAUAGAUAGAAAUACCCACAAAGGAACAACAAUACAAAUUAGUAACCAAAUACAUAAAUUAUAAUGAUAUUAGUUAUUAUAAUUCUAAAAUAUAUAUAUUUAUGUGUUGAACUAAAAAAGUAUAGGUGUUUUACAAAAAAAGUUAACAUUUGCCUAGCAUUCACUCUUGAAUGUUCCUAAGCAAUAUGGAGAGCCAUGUAUGCGAUGUUGAGUACCAUGAUUAGGGAUAAUGCUUGGUGUGUACCUGUUGAAUGCAAACCUGUUGAGGCGCUUUGCUAACGUACUGUGAAUACAGUAAUGGUACAUCAUUGUGAGGAGGAGAGUAACAUCACCUAUUGUUCUCAUUCAUCUCAGAGCGUAUGUCUACUGCCUAAAGGGAACCAAACUACAGACAGCCAGGCAACCUGUUUGUAUCUAGAUUACAAUAUAUUAUAAAAAGUAGCUAUCCAUUCUCUCUCGUCUCUUAACAUCAAUGUAGAAUUUACUUUGUUGACUCAAUUCAAUACUCAAUACUACAACAUUUUCCCUCACUGGCAAAACAUUUAGCCACAUUUUUUUUUUAAAUUAUGAGUUGUUUUAGAAAUGCAAUAUUUUCAUUGUUUCAUUGUUAUAUCUUGUUGAUGUAUUUAUUGAUCAUUUAUGUUUUUUAAAACAUACAUUUUUUUUUGAAUAUGUUAUAUUUUAGUUAUAAUAGCAAUUAUAGCACAAAGAUAUUCAAUCACAAAGGGAAAAGAGACAUUCUUCUGUGUCCCCUAUACUUCCGCCAUUCCAGGUGAUUAUGUGUGUCCACACUUUUAUAUCUUUAUUGUGUCUGCCAGUAUUUCCUCUGCCGCUGAUGUUGUUUUGUAUAUACACAUAUUGUACAUUACCCUGUGUGCAGUUACUGAAUGUCCCAGGUAUCCUCUUCUCUCCAGAAGUGUGUUUGUUCUCAGUGUAAAGUUACUGAAUGUCCCAGGUAUCCUCUUCUCUCCAGAAGUGUGUUUGUUCUCAGUGUGCAGUUACUGGUGGAGUAAUUUUGCUUCUGCCUUAUGGGAGCCUAUAGAACUGGGGCCCACAAAGUGAAAAUAAAAGUAUCUGUACAAACAU